CCUCUCGAAGAUCCACCACUGGCUCUGCAAUGUAAUCCGCCCUACUAGCAUCCAGGAGUCAGGCGACUCAAAGCCCAUCGACGUCGAACCCCCUAGAACCGACACGGUAUCUCAACCGACCCAAUCUCCACUUCAACCGAUCAAGCCUGGGAACACUACGAGCCAGCCUGAUACCAAGCACCCUCCGCUUACUCAUGACCCUUAUCUCGACCUCCCCGUCGUAGGGGUUGGCAUGACCGGGGUUGUUCAUGAGAUAGGGGAAGGCCGCGUUGUCAAGAAAGCUAAGCAAUCGCAACUCCGAGACGCUGGAGAUGCAGAAUACAUGAACGAAGUCAACCAGAAGAUCCUAGAGAAUGAGCUCCUAGUCUUCGAACGCCUGGGUAGCCAUGAAGGGAUCAUCCCUUGUUUCCAAACAUCCCGGUACGGGAUUGAGCUAGCGCGAGCGCAAGACGACCUGGAAUGCUAUCUAGAAAAGCAUCCAGAGCGCGAGGAUACACUGAAGAUUGAGUGGAUUAUACGUUUGAUCAAGACUUUCGCCUACAUCCACUCUCGCAGAGUAUUUGUGGAUGAUAUUGCUCUUCGGAAUAUUUUAAUCAUAGACGAGCAGCUUAACGUUGCCGACUUUGGCCAGUCGAUCUUACUGCCUCUUGAUGCUGACCCUGCUUCUGCGAACGAAAAUGAUCUGAAUGCUCGGAUUGAGAUCCUCCACCUCGGUUGGAUUCUUUACUCGAUUGCUUCCUGGCAGGUACAUAAGUACUAUUUCUUCGGUGCUGAGAAUCCCGAUCUUUGUUGGCCUACUUCAUGGCCAAAUGUUGAGUAUGUUGUCUUUGGCCAGAUCAUUAAGAAGUGUUGGCAUGGUGAAUAUGCGAGCAUGGAUCAUGUAGAGCUCGAGGCGCGCCAAUUGUUCGCGGGUUACCAACCAGAGACUGUGAACUGGGAGGGAUCUUGAACUGAUGUGUGUAGUGCUUAAUAUUGAUAGCGGC
Aspergillus steynii IBT 23096 is the source of this 983-nucleotide messenger RNA. RefSeq lists its product as uncharacterized. The transcript has 2 exons. Bases 233 to 949 code for a protein of 238 amino acids. The record is from RefSeq and is a predicted model, not a curated record. Lineage: Eukaryota; Fungi; Ascomycota; Eurotiomycetes; Eurotiales; Aspergillaceae.